AGCAACGGUCAAUAGUCAGUUAUGGGUGCCUAUGGGUCAAAGAUAAGACAAUCGGUUAUUAAUCAGGUUAAUCAUUGUCAGUAAUCAAACGUUAAAAGUUGAAAAAAAGGUUACGAAAAUGAGUGGGCGUAAAAAAUUGGUGUAAUAUUAAUUUCUUUCUUCAGUGUGUAACUGUCUUGUUAGCAUAUAAGUCGCAGCCAUGAUCGGUGGACUUUUUGUGUAUAAUCAUAAAGGAGAAGUUCUUAUUUCUCGAGUUUAUCGAGAUGAUAUAGGCAGAAAUGCUGUAGAUGCAUUUAGAGUGAAUGUUAUCCAUGCCAGGCAACAGGUUCGAUCGCCUGUUACAAACAUUGCAAGAACAUCAUUUUUUCAUAUAAAAAGAGCUAACAUCUGGAUUGCUGCUGUAACCAAACAAAAUGUUAAUGCUGCAAUGGUAUUUGAAUUUUUACUGAAAAUAAUUGAAGUUAUGCAGUCUUACUUUGGAAAGAUAUCAGAAGAAAACAUCAAGAACAACUUUGUUCUCAUAUAUGAACUUUUAGAUGAAAUUUUGGAUUUUGGAUAUCCUCAAAACUCUGAUACUGGCGUUUUGAAAACGUUCAUAACUCAGCAGGGCAUCAAAUCAGCUACCAAAGAAGAGCAAGCACAAAUCACCUCACAAGUUACUGGGCAAAUAGGCUGGCGUAGGGAAGGCAUCAAGUAUCGCCGAAACGAGCUGUUUUUGGACGUUCUGGAAUAUGUUAACUUGCUUAUGUCCCCUCAAGGCCAGGUACUUUCUGCACAUGUUGCUGGAAAAGUUGUAAUGAAAUCUUAUUUAUCUGGAAUGCCAGAAUGCAAGUUUGGAAUUAAUGAUAAAAUUGUAAUGGAAGCGAAGGGAAAAGGAGGUUUAGGGAGUUCUUCAGAUUCAGAUCCAGCAAGAUCAGGAAAGCCUGUUGUUGUAAUUGAUGACUGCCAAUUUCAUCAGUGUGUUAAACUUAGUAAAUUCGAGACAGAACACUCCAUAAGUUUUAUUCCACCUGAUGGAGAAUUUGAGUUGAUGAGAUACAGAACAACUAAAGACAUAUCUCUACCCUUCAGAGUUAUACCACUAGUACGUGAAGUUGGAAGAACAAAAAUGGAAGUUAAAGUUGUCCUGAAAAGUAACUUUAAACCUUCACUGCUUGGUCAAAAAAUUGAAGUCAAAAUUCCAACUCCACUCAAUACUUCUGGUGUGCAACUGAUUUGUCUCAAAGGAAAAGCCAAGUAUAAAGCAUCAGAGAAUGCUAUAGUUUGGAAGAUAAAAAGAAUGGCGGGAAUGAAGGAAACUCAGCUUUCUGCUGAAAUAGAGCUACUGGAGACGGAUACGAAGAAGAAAUGGACCAGACCACCAAUUUCUAUGAACUUCGAAGUGCCCUUUGCUCCUUCAGGGUUCAAGGUACGAUAUCUCAAAGUGUUCGAGUCCAAACUUAAUUAUUCCGACCAUGAUGUAAUUAAAUGGGUCAGAUAUAUUGGAAGGAGUGGUCUUUAUGAAACCAGAUGUUAAUAUGGUAAUUGUCUUUAAUAUGCUCCGUAUAAUUAUGAUACGAAUGGGUUUUUUUGAAAUAAUGUUUGAGUUUUCCAAUUUCAUUACAAAUACGUGUACAUUUGCUUACAAUAUUUAAACAGUAGGAAUUGUAUGAAUAACAGAUGUAUUUCUAAUUCUCGUAAUUUCUUAAAAAGCCAUUUAGUAUGGUGUGCAUAAUAAAUUCACAAAAUAUUUAUGUAGGUAUUUGAUAUUGCUAGUCUUUACUAGCCUCUCUGAUUUAUGUGAUCAAAACAGAAUCAUACGGAUUUAAUUAUUAUUCUGUUUUGAAUGUCCUUUAUUAGUUAUUAGACUAUGUUUCUAGUAUUAGUACAUUCCCCUUAACUUUUAUGGUAAAACAAAAGAUAAAUCAGUUCAACCUUUGAUUAAAAUUGACUUGAAAACAGAAAUUUCAGUUUUAAUGCUUAUUUCUUAUUCUUGCAAUGAAUUGACGAUUUUUGUUUCAAGAAUAAGAUAAAUAGGUAAUUAACAAUUUCCGAAUUCACAUAUGGCUAAUUUUUAUUUUGCCUUCAACAAAGUUUGAAUAAGAAUGUGUUUGUUAUAAAAACAGAAAAGUGUUUAGUGAAAUAAAAUUGUCAUUUCAAAAUAAGAAAAAUUCUCUAGUGAAUAAUCUCAUAAACAUAUAACUAUUAAAUGUUUAGAAUUAUAUAAAAAUAUGUAUCAAUGCUAUGUUUCAUAAGAACUUAGGUAAUGCUGAAUAUAAAUGUAAUAUCGUGUAUUCACUGUGUAUACAAUAAAUUGUUUAGUUAUA
Agrilus planipennis (emerald ash borer) is the source of this 2306-nucleotide messenger RNA. It is a transcript of the gene AP-2mu, whose product is annotated as AP-2 complex subunit mu. The transcript is spliced from 6 exons. Gene Ontology annotation, biological process: clathrin-dependent endocytosis; intracellular protein transport. Lineage: Eukaryota; Metazoa; Arthropoda; Insecta; Coleoptera; Buprestidae. The record is from RefSeq and is a predicted model, not a curated record. Gene Ontology annotation, cellular component: cytoplasmic vesicle; AP-2 adaptor complex. The coding region runs from base 200 to 1516 and encodes 438 amino acids. Gene Ontology annotation, molecular function: clathrin-cargo adaptor activity.